CCAUCGCUAGCUAGAUAGUGAAUUGUGGAUUGGACCAUGGCGGACAGUGCCAAGCUCGACGCUGCCUACAGCAGAGCAGUUCCUCACUCUAUUGAAGGCCUCUACAACUUUCAUGCGGCUGCGACGAUCCUUCGGAUUUCCCACGCUUUGGGGGAGCUGGAUGCUUCCGUCAUCCUCCAAAGCAAGAAAGACAACCUUCUCCAGUCCUUUUUCGACCGUUUGAAUGAUGUGGAACAGAGUCUAGCAGCAUCCAUAAUGAUGAGCAAGUCAGCGACUACUCCUCCAUCGUAUGCCAUUCACGAGAAUGCAAGCCGCAGAGCCCUUGUGAUUGUGGUGGAAGGAUUGGAUGGAUCCGGAAAAUCUUCCUUGGUGGACCGCUUGGCUUACAGAUUUAACAACAAAAAAGAACCCUCACAACAUGCCGUGGCCAUGGCGACACCUACCGAAUCGAUGAAUGCCGUACGACCCGUCUUUGACAAGCGAGGUGGACCUGUGGCGCGAGCCUUUUACAUGGUCAGCAAUUACAUUUUACAGUAUGAGAUUACACUAUUGGAACAAGAACAUCAACAAGAACCAUCAAAAGGGAGAUUAGUGGUAGUGGUGGAUCGAUGGUACACCAGCACCGUCGCGUAUUCCUGUGCUUGGAAAAAUACCACGGGUGCAGCUUCCUCCAUUGAUUCCCUUGCCUCGGGUCCACUUUUUUCCUGGCCUGUCGAUUUGAGAGCCCCGGAUGUGCUCUUUCUACUCCAAGUAGAAGAUUCAGUCCGACGAGAGCGAGUCCAAUCACGACGACAAAAGCAACAAUCUACUCCAGAUUCCUUCAAUCCAUGGGAUCAACGACUGGACGACGACCCACAAUUGGGGGAGCGAAUCAUGAGAGGGUUGGAGCGUGUGGGCGAGAGUUUGGUGACAAAAAGAGGUUCACGAGUCAUUUCCUUGAAUGCCAACCAGUCGCAACAACAAGUGCUGGAGGAUGCCAUGCAACAUGUCCAUCAAGUAUUCUCGGAACGACCAAUUCACCCACUUUCACAAUUUAAGCGACAACCUCUUGCAUGUUUCCAAUGGGUGUCGUCCGAAUUGAGUCUCUGCGAUCGUACCACGGGACGGCGAGGGAAGCAUGCGCCGUGGGCCUUUCAAAUCGCAUGGAACAACAAUCCAAGAAUGCAUCAUCAUCAUUCGAAAAAAAUCAGCGACGCAAUCAUAUCACCCGUACUCAAAACAGUGGGAAUACACAGUGUCAACGAAACGGGCAUUCUCUUUUUCAUGCGCUCCCUCAAACACGACAGCACGGCUGCCUUUCGGGCUUCCAUGGUGUGGAACGGAGGAGAAUAUCCGUAUGAACAACAAUGGAGAGGAGAAGGUAUGAUUGUGCCACUGAGCUGGUCCGAGUGCGAGUUUUUAGACACGCUGCCACCUCCCUCGUUGGUGGCCUACACCACGGCUUGUGAGGAAUGCGAUGAGGGAAAUGACAUGAAGAGUCAUUUGACCAGUAAGCAAUCACAGCGACUGCGAGAAAGAGCCAUGGCGCUUCGCAAAACGCCACCUCCUAGUGCGCAACAAGAGACGGUCUUGCAGGGGUUCCGCUUUGUCCCGCUUCGAAUGGAAGUCCUCGCGGGCGGCCCGAGCUCACCGGGUGGUCCGCUCCGGUACGAAUGGAACCGUGGGUUGCCAGACAAGACUUUGACGGAUCCCGAUGAGGAGCAGCGAGAGGAGAAACAUGGAUGGAGACCCUCGGUUCCCAUUUUACCGUUUCGUGCCGCCAAGCAACAUCCGCAACAGAACAAUCCAUUAUUAGUAUUGAAACCAAUCACCGUGGCCAUUACAGGGACGCACUGCGCAGGCAAGACGACUCUGUGUGAAAAGUUGGCGGAUAUUCUGGAUGCCGCGCUCCAUUUAGAGCAGGGGGAAAUUUUGCGCGACACGGAUGCUCUGGUUCCAGGAGGCCAUCGCCACGGGGAUGGAAGUGCCUCUUCAUCUUCUGCUGCGAGUUGGGACGACCGUGUAUUCGAGGCCGAAGUCGCUCGUGAUGGGCAAAGGUUCGACGCUGGUUAUUGUCGCAUUGUGGAGACGUGGCAUGUCGGCAACUUGGCAUGGGCAUUGCUGCGACUUCAGUCAUCGUCGUCGACGAGUGAUGACAAGAGCAAUCAUCAGACCGUGCUGUGGGAAAGGACCAAAGCUGCCAUUGAAAGUGAAUUGUCCCGUCGCUGCGUCAUGUCGGUUCACUUGAGCAUUGGUCCCGAUGACUCGUUGCGACGACGGCAACAGGAGGUAACCGAAGGAGUCGGAGCCAAGAGUCGUCUUCCCAUGAAAAACGAAUCGGAAGAGGUGGGCGAGCUUCAUCAAAUGUUGGACGUUGGCGUUAUGGAGCACAUGGAGCGGUUACAGAGAGAUCUGCAAAUCCCAACCUUGACAAUUGACAACUCGAACGACACCGCAUUGGAAGCGACAGCUCGAAGCAUCAUCCAUUUUAUCAAUCAAAAUCAAUGGCGCAGAGCAUACUAAAAAAUUCUAAGCAACAGGACGAGAUAAUGCAUCACAAUUCGCGCUUAGUUUUCUAUGGAACUCUAGCCAACCGGUAGCUCGUCUAUAUGAAUAUGAAACCAUGCGUCAAUUUGAACUGGAUGCCAACAAGCGAAAAAGACAGGAAUCAUUACGCUGAACCCGCUUUGCUUCCCAAUCUAGCCCUUGAGGUCCCGCUCUCGCUUCCAAUCGUAGACACCCCCUCGGAGAUGAAACAUGUCAUGAUCAAAGCCUGCCUGAGCCAAUGCCGGGUAAACUCCCACAUCAAGGAUGGACUCUCCCGGUAUUUUGGCUCCAGUGGAACAAUCCAAGAAUCGCAAGUCUUCAUCCAACAAAAGAUAGGAAUUUUGCAUCGCAGAGUUAUCUUCUGGGACCAGUUGUGGAAAGUGGGGUUGGUGGCGUUGGACAAAGCUUUGGAAUUGGUCAUCUGAUACCACCAGAGGCCGGGCAUCCCGCAAGGAUUGUUCAUUCCCCAUGUUUUCCUGAUCUAACAAGAGUACCUGAAAGACCUUCCAUCGACAAGGGUCCAAUUGCCGAACCUGAUCAAUCAUAUCUUCCUCCCAAUUGUAAGAAUUGACCACUGUAUUCAUUUUGAAGCGAAUGUUGUGUUUAUCGCACAUUUCUCGAACUUUCAAGAUUCGAUCCACGUGUUGAUUCUUCUUGAUCUGCUUGUUGCUGUCUUUAGUGUUAAUUGUUUCUCCUCUUCCAAUUUUGGCAUUGGUUUCAUCGCAGAAGGAAUCCACGCUAACUCCCAGGACAUCCACAUAUUGGCCAUAAUAGGCCAUCCAUUCUUCACUGAUGAGGCUACCAUUGCUGAUGAUUGAUACAGCCAUACCCAAUUCUUGGGAUGCCGUCUUGCAGAGUUCUCCCAGCUGUAGUGGCAAGAUAAAUGGUUCUCCACCCGCAAAAUUAAUCUUUUCCGUCCCCGCUUGCUGCAAGAGGCGAAGGCCUUCUUGGGCUUGAUCCAGUGGCAAAUGAUGGGACGUCUUCAUGGUAUGGAAACAAAACUGACAACUGUAGUUGCACUUGCGACUGAUAAAGUAAUUCACCGAUCGAACCAGUGACGACGGGGCGACAUCCAUCGUGGUAGGAGGAUCUUCUCCUGGGGGAUCGUCGUUGCGAAACCACAGAGAUGACCGUGCUGAAGGAGGCGUGGCCAAGGGAGCACGUGGUAACCAUGCCAAUGCAGAAGGUAGGGCAUAACAGCAGAUCACGACGAGCGAGUUCAGCAGGCUAAUGGUGGUAACUUUGGACACAAGCGUCAUUUUUGCUAAAGAGAUUGAUCGAAUUCUAAAGAUUGUGAAAAGAUCUGGCCGUUUACGCUGCUCAGCCAGCCAAGCAAAAAUUGAUGCCAUCCGUGAUAGCAUCUACAUCCAGUCCCAGCAUUCAAAAAGUACGUGAAGAUCCCUUU
Molecule: messenger RNA, 3931 nt
Organism: Seminavis robusta
Lineage: Eukaryota; Bacillariophyta; Bacillariophyceae; Naviculales; Naviculaceae
Source: the annotation of a GenBank genome assembly